Verruconis gallopava is the source of this 1074-nucleotide messenger RNA. RefSeq lists its product as hypothetical. The transcript is spliced from 3 exons. Bases 337 to 849 code for a protein of 170 amino acids. NCBI's taxonomy places the organism in Eukaryota, Fungi, Ascomycota, Dothideomycetes, Venturiales, Sympoventuriaceae. The record is from RefSeq and is a predicted model, not a curated record.
AAAGCGGGUGGCAACUAGCCGCCUCCACCUUCUCUUGUGCACGUGUGAACCACGGUAGUGUAAGUCUUCGAUCGUAAAGGAAACGCUGAGCUCGAUCGAAACCAAACAUUUGGCAAAGCCGCACGAAUACAGCUAGGGGAGAGAAAAUAGGAUCAAUAAUGGCUGCUCCUGCGCGCAGACUACUAAAUCCGGCACUCUUGUACGCACUUUAGGGGAUGGCACAGCGUUUCCAAUUUCAUUAGAGGGCUAACCGUUUCGUGAAGCAUCUGCGACCUGCAGGAGAAGUUCCGACCUGCCAUUCAUGAGUAUGGACGGGUGAUCGCCACCACGCAAAAGAUGCUCAAAGCAUCCAAGAUCUUGAACAUCCCCAUCGUGGCGACGACCCAGCAGCGUGCGAAGUUGGGCGAGACAUGCGCAGAGCUCAAGCUCGAUGCUCCGGAUGGCUACAAGACGUUGAUCCACAGCGACAAGUCACUCUUUAGCAUGUGGACGCCUGAAGUGCAAAACGCGGUGCGCUCUUCGCUGCUGUCGGGAUCGCAGACUAAGAUCUCUGCCAUUAUUGUUGGCAUUGAGUCCCAUAUCUGCGUUACCCAGACCACUUUAGAUCUAUUAGCCGCAGGCCACAAGGUGUACGUGUUGGCCGAUGCAGUGAGCAGCUGCAACAAAGAAGAAGUACCUAUCGCGCUUGCAAGGUUACGUGCAGAGGGUGCGGUCGUGACGAGCAGUGAAAGUUUUUUGUACGAGUGCAUGGGCGAUGCGGGCAUCGCAGAAUUCAGAGACAUUUCUAGGCUCGUCAAAGAGAGCAAGGACGACACAAAGAGCAGCUUGGAGGCGCUGUGUAAGUUAUGAGUGACGAAUGUAUAUAAAUAGCUGAAAGCUCAUCACGACAUUAUACAGGUGCGCGCAUCUAGGGUAUGAAGUUGGUGAAUUGGCAUUUCGAAGAUUUAUAGACGUCCAUUUCUACAAGUGGACAUUUAUCUGAUGUAGUAAUGAUCUGAAUGUGAACUCAUGGAGGUGCCAGUGCGUCGCCAACGUCGAUUCCAAAUAUCCGCUCGGAUUUACGUUGAGGUCGUG